AUGUCAGGCCCAGCAUCCUCCUCCCCAUCAUCAUCAUCACCUACAGUAGAAGCAUCUCCAGCAGCAACAGCAGCAGACGCUCCACCACUGUCUUUCAACUUUCCAUAUGGUGCUCAGCCCGAUAUUAUUCGCGCUAAUCAAAAGGAUGUGUAUUAUCAAUCCAUUUUGCAAGAGCAAAUGACUCGAGUCGCUCAACAAUUCUUGGGAGCUAGACGCCAACAUGUUUGGCAAAAGGAAAUCAACACCAUUUCAGACAUUUGCUAUUAUGGAUUGACAACAUUGUUGGGUACGCAGACAUUGGGCGAAGAGUAUUGUGAUAUCGUUCAGAUCAAUCAAUACAACCAAACAUAUCCUGGACUUGCGCGCCGUUUCUUGCUCGUUUUUACGCAAGCUGUGUUGCCUUACAUCUAUACCCGAGGAGCAGCUGAAUUGAAAAAGAGAGGGCGAGUUCAACAACAACAACAACAACAGCUAGAUAUCGACACAUCAGCACAAUCAUUACAACAGCGCACACUAAAUUUCUUGAAGCAGCAUCUAUCUCAAAUCCAAGAUUUUGUCGUAAAGAAUGUUCGGCCCGUCCACUUGGCCAUCUUUUAUUUUUUUGGUGCCUAUUACAAUUUCUCCAAACGAUUGACCGGUAUUCGAUAUAUCUUUACUCGCCAAUUAGGACUCCAUGAACAAAGAGUGGGCUAUGAAGUCUUGGGCGUUUUGAUUGUCCUUCAAUUGAUGAUCCAAGGCUAUUUGACAGCUCGAAAGCGUAUUCAAGCUGCGGCACAGCUGAAGAAGGAGGAAAGUGAGAAACUGUUAGUGGCACAGCAACAAGAGCAACAGCAUUCCGAAGCCGAAGAUGCGGAAGAAAAGGAGAUUGUAGAUGAAGAUGAUUUUGAUUUUAUGGAUUCUGUUUUAGAGGAGGAUGAAAAGGACGAGCCGCAACAAGAGCUGACGUAUGAGCAAUUGCAAAUGCUGAAAUGUGCACUGUGCCUGGAGCAACGUACAGUAACCACAACGACGCCCUGUGGUCACUUGUUUUGUUGGAAUUGUAUUGUAGAAUGGUGUCAAAACAAGCCUGAAUGUCCAUUGUGCCGCAGUCAUGUUAAUAUCUCUCAUUUAGUGCCAUUAAACAACUUUUAG
Molecule: messenger RNA, 1131 nt
Organism: Mucor velutinosus
Lineage: Eukaryota; Fungi; Mucoromycota; Mucoromycetes; Mucorales; Mucoraceae
Exons: 4
Coding region: 1-1131 (376 amino acids)
Biological process (GO): protein import into peroxisome matrix
Cellular component (GO): peroxisomal membrane
Molecular function (GO): zinc ion binding
Source: RefSeq, a predicted model, not a curated record